This is a messenger RNA of Calliphora vicina (urban bluebottle blowfly), 808 nucleotides long. RefSeq lists its product as uncharacterized. The record is from RefSeq and is a predicted model, not a curated record. The transcript has 3 exons. Gene Ontology annotation, molecular function: heme binding; transmembrane monodehydroascorbate reductase activity. The coding region runs from base 60 to 806 and encodes 248 amino acids. NCBI's taxonomy places the organism in Eukaryota, Metazoa, Arthropoda, Insecta, Diptera, Calliphoridae.
GUUGAGCAACUAUUUUUCAAGUGUAAUGUGUUACAGUUAUUCGAAACCCGGAAAUAACGAUGCGACAAACUGGUAAAAUCAUCAUAAAUAAGGUGGAAAAAUCACCAAAAGUGAAAAAUUCAAAAACGAAUUUAAUAAAUCACAAUACACCAACGAAUUGCCAAAUAAUUGAGUUUAUAUUGGUCACCAUCAAUCGUUUGCUAAUCGGUUUUGUAACGAUCUAUAUGUGUUGGAUGUGUUUGCGUUUGAAAUACGAAGAUAUACCCUUUCAUGCGGUGCUGUGUACUCUGGGGUUUGUUUGCCUAAUGUCUGAGGGCUUAUUGGCUCAUUAUCGUGGUAAUGCCUGGACUUUGUUAUGUUUUCGCACCGAGAAAACACGUUCUCAUUGGCUUUUACAGUUAAUUGGUUCCAUAAUUGGUAUAUUUGGUAUUGGCGUUAAGAUUUGCAUAGAGGAAGUACAUUUUCAUACGGUACAUGGUUUGGUGGGCCUUGCCACUGCUGUUCUCCUAUUGCUGAGCCUUCUAAGUGGCCUGAGUGCCCUGUACGCCAAUGAAAUGAAACAUUGUAUGCAACCUUUAUUCAACAAAGCCUUUCACAAUAUCUGGGGCUUAUUAACCUUUACACUAGCCAUGAUCAGCAUGUAUACAGCCUAUGAAACGGAUAUAUUUUUUCAACAUUCUUUAGAUGCGGCCAACUACAUGGAUUUCAAGUGGCUAAUACAAUCAUGUAUUGUCCUAAUAUGGCUGUUGACCAGCUAUGGUCCUUUAUGGUGUUUAAUUUAUACAAAAUUAUGUAGGUCUUGUUAAAA